Verruconis gallopava is the source of this 2474-nucleotide messenger RNA. RefSeq lists its product as uncharacterized. The record is from RefSeq and is a predicted model, not a curated record. Lineage: Eukaryota; Fungi; Ascomycota; Dothideomycetes; Venturiales; Sympoventuriaceae. Gene Ontology annotation, cellular component: vacuolar membrane; GATOR1 complex. The transcript has 2 exons. Gene Ontology annotation, biological process: negative regulation of TORC1 signaling; positive regulation of autophagy. Bases 195 to 1841 code for a protein of 548 amino acids. Gene Ontology annotation, molecular function: GTPase activator activity.
CUCUCCUCGUUUCUCCACCAACGCUGCUUCAGUGCUCGGGUGACUGUCCCCGCGAUUUCUUAUAUCUCCCAAUCACAGUCAUCUAUGCGUGAUAAUUCGAACUGAAAAUACCAUGCCAUGUUAUGGCUCACGCUCGAUCAUAAGAGCCAUGUCCUCCAGUGUGUCACGGAUCGCAUUCUUGUAGCUGAGCAACGAUGAUCAAGGCUAUAUUUUAUGCGCGCUUCCAUCAUGAGAGAGGCAACAUAAUUGCUCACCAAGUCCCACCUGGUUCCAUCGCGGCACCGGCGGCAGCAUCAUGGAGCGAAAAAUUACCUGCGCAUGCCUCUAGUGACGAAUACCCACUCUUCGACUUCUCAGCCGUCGACAAGUUCCUGAUUCCGCGACAGGAGUUCUGCGACCGCUUAGUCACCAUAUGUACGAAUCACUACAGGAUCAUAGGACAUCCUGUGUGCAUACAGAGCCCGAAGUAUUACCGCAAUGAGUUUAUCUUCAACCUAGCGAUUGUGCUCGAUGAGGAUGCCGAAUUCUCGGCAUACACCAGCAUCGUGCGCAAGCUCGCGCGCAUCUUGAGACAGCUGGAGGAGCAAAGCCAGUUUCUUAGCAAAGAGGAGGAGGAUGCAAUUGUGGAUAUGGGUGGGAGUAUAGGCAGUCUUGGAAAGGCCUCUGCGAUCGGGACUAUGGAAGAGAGUGGUGAGCUGGAAAAACUUCCACUUCUAGACGAGCUGAGUGCAGGGGAGCAAGAGAUGACGGGGAGUGGGCUUUCAGAAGCGUAUGAGAAGGAGCAAGAGAAAAAAGUUUACGCACUCUGCGAAAUGAUAAUGGAAGACUUAAACAAUUAUUGCGAGUGCAUGAUACCAAUAGAUUCUUCUAAUACAAUCAACCUCAAGCUCUUUCCCACUCGCCCUACACCAGCACCUGUCUACGCAUGGCAUGUCCCUCUAUCGACGGUUGAGCUCAGUACUAUAGCUCAGUCAUCGGAUCUGACCCUCACACGCAUCAUACCAUACAUAGACGGCGUAGCGAGCGUGUCGCAAAUCUCGCAAUUAGCAGACACAGACCUCGGUCUUACAAGGAAAGCUAUCCAGCAUCUUCUCUACUACGGCUGCGUCCUGCUUCUCGACAUUUUCCAGUUCGGCGCGGUAUACGCACCAACGCCGGAGAUGAGUGCCUUCAUCGAAGACGACGAGGCUCAAGAGGAGGCUGUUCGAUACGUUUGCAUGGGAACCUAUCGGAAACUGAAAGAGAAUGAGAUGACCGGUUCUGGAGGGAAGGAAGAAUGGGGGUGGCGGAGCCAGGAAAUCGGCGUCGACAAGGCGAAACUAGUGCAUCUGUACACGACACUCAAGCAGGGUCAGACGCUCAAGCAUUGGUGUCUGGAAAACGCAGUUUUGAUCUCAGGCAUCGAUGUGAGACGGUUCAUCACCUUCGGCAUCAUCAAGGGCUUUCUCUACCGCGUUCACAAAUACGUGAUUGCACCAAGUGUCGUCGGAGGCAGUCUUACGUCUCUGUCCCAGCACACAAACAAGCGUGUUGACUUCGCCAACCAUAACGGCCAUCUCCACGACGUCGAAAACGAAGUUGUGGAUCGUCGCUACAGCGUGGGCAUGCACAGAGAACCAGACGUACGACACUCCGUGGGUGGCUUCUACAGCAGAAGACCAAGCAUCGAUGGUGAGAUGGGUGAUGUCUCACAGCAGAAGGAAGACAGACUACCUUUAGCCAGAUAUCUGGACGGUCUGCACUGUUUGGACGAGGUAUGCACGGAGCUCGGCAUGAGUGAGAAGAGAGUGUUGGAGAAGAUGAAGGCUGCAUUUGGUGAGGUGUAUGUGGUACAUCGGUGAAUUCCCACGCCGCUGAGCAUACCCGAAUUUCUGGGGACAAGCUGCUCUCGUUCUUUGGCAGGGGUUUCACAUGAAGACGCUGCCUUGGGCAAUUGUAUAGAGCUCAUGCCAUGUGUUUCAUAUUGUGUAGCCAUGGCGCUUCUAUUCUGAUCUGAAGCGAGCCGUAAGGGCUUUAAGUCCAAGCCAUUGCAUGAGGAGAGCGACGAAGCCAUCGGUGUGGGGGAGAGCAGCAAUCGCAUUGCUAUCGGUUUGGAUAUUGCGACCGUAAGAAGCACGUUGCAGAAGCGAAAAAAAAAAGUCAUGACGGCAACGAAGAUUCAACAAGACAAAGAACAAUGGUCUAGUUGCCUCGGUGACGAGAAGACCCCCUGACCGAGCGUACGUUUGGUUGGACUGUUGUUCUGCCUGUCGUGGCCAAAAACCAAGAAGCAAAUGAAGGAGAGCUCUUUUACUUCUACGUGAGGACAGAGAAGAUGCCCGAGAUGAUGUGAAGAGAACGAAAGCAACGUUGACGAGAAUUAUAAUGUAAUUUCUGAACCUCUCUAUCCAAGAGCCCCAAUGUUUGUUCCGAAAACCAAACCUGCGCGCACCCUUCACCGAAAAACGAAAUAAAUAAAUAAAUAAAUAAAAAAG